This is a messenger RNA of Branchiostoma floridae (Florida lancelet), 4897 nucleotides long. RefSeq names its product zonadhesin-like. The transcript has 33 exons. Gene Ontology annotation, cellular component: extracellular matrix. The coding region runs from base 41 to 4564 and encodes 1507 amino acids. The record is from RefSeq and is a predicted model, not a curated record. NCBI's taxonomy places the organism in Eukaryota, Metazoa, Chordata, Leptocardii, Amphioxiformes, Branchiostomatidae.
AGCUCCGACUCUUCCGACUCUGAAGCCGACCACAACAACAAUGAAGCCAGCAUCAGAGGCACCGGUCGCACCUGUGAGCAAUGAUGUCGUGAACAUAGGGAACGAAUGCCUCGGUGAUGUACUCUGUGGAGACAGGGUAACGUGCUCUGCCAGGGGAGAUCCUCACUACAGAACAUUCGACGGGAAGAGGUUCAAUUUCCAGGGCAACUGUAAGUACGUGCUAUCACGUGGUCAGGACUUCAUCAUUUCAGCCAGAAACGCCAACAGGAGAGGGAACAUGCGGGUGUCGUUUGUGGACGCCGUGGAGUUUUCCUUACAAGGGCACAUCAUCACCAUAACCCAGGGCAAGGAGGUCUUCGUGAAUGGAGUGAAGUGGACCCUUCCCAUCUGCCUUGGUUUCGCAUCCAUCACUCAACAGGGCAACAACAUCGUCAUAGACACCACUCUGUGCAUCACUGUCACGUUUGACGGAAAUCACCAUGUUACAGUCCAGUUGCCUGCCCAUCUUGCCGGUCUGGUUGGUGGUCUCUGUGGCAACGCUAACGGUAUCCAAGGAGACGACCUGGUCAAACCUGAUCAGGCACCUGCUGAGAACGCUGUGGAGUUCGGAAACAGCUGGGUGGCCCCAGACGACAUGAGUUGCCCUGCUGUGCUUGCCGACCAGCAGUUUGACAUCACCCAGGCUGACCAGGCGUUUGUACAGGAGCUGGAGAGUCAGCAGUUCUGUGGACAUCUGCAGGACACCAACAGUCCCUUCAGCGCAUGUUUCGCUGCAGUGGAGCCUUCGGACUAUAUUGACGACUGUGUGUAUGAUAUGGCGGCGUCUGGAAGCACUGCCGAUCACACCUUUAUGUGUGAAAACUUUGAGGGUUACGUCCAAGCCUGUGCAGCGGCAGGUAUUCACUUGGACGGAUGGAGAGAGCAAGCUGGCUGUACCCUACAGUGCCCACCCAACAGCCACUACUCGUACUCCACCUCGGCCUGCCAGGACAGCUGCCGGACCCCGACUGCCUCCUCCACGUGCGGCCUGCCCAAUGUGGAGGGCUGUGAGUGUGACCCAGGCUACAUCUGGAGCGGCAUGACGUGUGUCGAGCCGAAGGACUGCGGAUGUCUGCACGAAGGAAACUACCAUGCGCUCGGGGAACAAUGGGGAACAUGGGAUGGCCAGCACUGUGAGUGCCAGCCUAACUUCCAAGUCAUCUGCGCCCCGAUGUCCUGUCAGCCUGGGGCUGAGUGGGGCCUGCAGGAUGGCGUCUGGGGCUGUCACCAGAUUCCAACAUUGAAGCCCACAACAACCACGACCCAAACUCCCAAGCCGACUACAACACCGACCCCUACAACCACUACAAAGCCCACUACAACGCUCAGGCCUGACGAUAUGCCUCAGACCUUCGACAUCGAGGAUAGCUGCAUCGGUCCACACACCUGUCCUGCUAAUGUGGGAAUGUGUACGGCCUUUGGUGACCCUCACUACCAGACCUUCGACGGCAAGGGCUACUUCUUCCAGGGAGCCUGCAAGUACACGUUAGUCAGGCACCAAAACUUUAACGUGGCCGCCAAGAACGGGCACCGCAUGGGGGAUACAAGGGUCAGCUUCGUGGACGCCGUGGAGUUGACGCUGUAUGGUCACACCAUCUGGCUGCUGAAGGAUCGGGAAGUCAUGAUUGACGGUGUCCGUAGAACCCUGCCCGUGUGCUUGAACAGCCAGGCCACCAUCAGGCUGAGCGGGGACAUGGUGAUGGUGGAGACAGACAUGUGCGUCACGGUCAAGUACGACGGGGACCACCGCGUGGAGGUGGAGGUGCCUCCGGACUACGCAGGCCAAGUUGACGGCCUGUGCGGCAACUUUAACGGUAACCCUGACGACGAGCUGCUGAGGCCUGACCAGACUCUGGCUUUGAACGAGGUGGACAUGGGCAACAGCUGGCUGGCUCCUGAUGACUUGGCUUGCCUGCCAAACCAGGAGCAGUUUGACAUCAGCACAGUGGACCAGGCCUUUAUGGGAGAGCUCGAGAGUACCACAAACUGUGGGCAGAUCACCGAUGUCAACGGAGCCUUCCAGCCUUGCAUUGACUAUGUGAACCCAGCAAACUACUUCGACGCAUGCGUAUACGACAUGGCUGCUGAGAACGGGGAUCACGAGAUGAUGUGUAACGCCAUGGAGGCGUACGCCGACGCAUGCGCAGCCGCUGGUGUCGUCAUUGUUGGAUGGAGAGACGAGAGCCUGUGUGGCGUGGACUGCCCACCCAACAGCCACUACUCCUUGGUAACAGCCUGCCCGGCUACUUGUGCUAACCCUCUGGCGCCCAUGCGGUGCUCGCGGACCACACUGCCGGGCUGCGCGUGUGACGAGGGUUAUGUACUCAGCGGGGACCGAUGUGUGCGGGCCGAGGAGUGCGGCUGUCUGCAGGGCAACCAGUACUACGCUCUUGGAGAGGAAUGGGGUGUUGAGAGUACCGGUCAGCUGUGCGUGUGUAUGUCCGGAGGAACCAUCCAGUGUCUGGCCGGAAUCCCGUCAUGUGGCAUCGAAGAACAGUGGUCUCUACAGGACGGUGUUCUGGGCUGUCACCCAGUAAAUACCCCCUGUGACAUGAAGGCCGAUGUAGUGUUUGUGGUGGAAAGUUCCUCCAGUGUCCCCCCGACGGAGUUCGACAAGGUUCGCUCCUUCCUCAAACACGUGGUGGAGAAGGUCACCAUCGGUGCUGACGCUACACAGAUCGCAGUUGUGAGCUACAGCAGCUUCCCGUCUCUGGAGUUCGCCCUUCACGAGCACGACAACGUGUUUGAGCUGAAGGCCGGCAUCAACAACAUCCGGCACAUCGGUUUGGGUACGGCUACCGGCGCCGCGCUCGGCAUCGGGCUGGGCACGGCUACCGGAGCCGCUCUCGGGUUCGCAGGGGACGUCGUGCUCAAUGGGGCACAUGGUGCUUGUCCUGGUGUGCCCAAGAUUGUGGUCCUCAUCACGGCUUCUCCUUCUGAAGACGACAUGGCGCUGGCGGCCCAGACCCUUCACAGCCGCGGGGUCACAGUUCACGCUAUCGGGGUGGGCAGCGGUCUCAGCCCGGCCCAGCUACAGCAGGUGGCCAGCAGCCCUGUCUACGCAUCCACCGUGAUCGACUUCUCCGGCCUGGGCUCGCUCAAGGAGGUCUUACCGGAGACUCUGUGUCAGAAUGCUGCUGACGUCAUCAACAGCUGGCUGACGUCAACCACCUCAAAACCAACCACCAAGCCGACCACCACAUCCAGGCCAGACGACCCACCCGUUGCUGAUGCUGGUUUGGAUCAGACCGUACAGAGUACUCAGACCGUCGUGAUGCUGGAUGGGACUGGUAGUCAUGACGACCACGGUAUCAUCUCCUUCUUCUGGCAGUAUCCCGAUCAGCACCUUCCUGUGACCCUAGGGGACACGUCCUCCCCAACCCUGGCAGUGGCUAACCUGGUUCCGGGAGAAUACACCUUCACCUUGACCGUCACUGACGCGUCAGGACAGCAGGACACUGAUGAUGUCACAAUCGUGGUGAACAAACCGACCACGCCUGCCCCCACAACCACCAAGGGGACCACAACACCCACUGCCGCCCUUGACCACCCACCUGUGGCGUUUGCUGGAGUGGACGAGGUUGUCCACCUGCCGCAGAACACCUUGACUCUGGACGGUUCUCUCAGCACGGACGAUCACGGCAUCGUCAGCUACCAGUGGGAGUAUGUGGAUCACAAGCUGCCCGUUGACAUGGUGGGAACGCUCAGCCCCCAGCUGCAGCUGUCUAACCUGCACCCCGGGGAGUACACCUUCAUCCUCACGGUUACUGACACCGCCGGACAGCAGAGCUCGGACGACGUGCUUGUCAUCGUGCAGCCAGAAAUCAUGACGGUGGUGAACCCUCUCCACCCAGACCAGCCUCUACUUGACGAGACGUUCCAGGCGCACGCAUAUGGCACGUGCUCCGCCGUAGGAGACCCCCACUUGACGGUGGUGAACCCUCUGCACCCAGACCAGCCCCUGCAUGACGAGUCUUUCCAGGCGCACGCCCCGGGCACAUGCUCAGCCGUAGGAGACCCGCACUACCACACGUUUGACGGCAAACUCUACAGCUUCAGCGGUGACUGCUGGUAUGUGCUGGCUAAGAACAGGAACCCACUGGAAGAACAGUUCGCUGUCCUCGCUGACAACGCAAGAUGCGAUAUUGAAGGCUGGGAGCACGAGGCUUGUACCCGUGCUGUGAAGGUGCAGUACCGCGGAAGUGAACUCCUCCUGACUCGGGACUCCAUCUCCCUGAAUGGCCAGACGAUCCAGGCUCCCAUCAGCCACAACGGCAACACUGUGGAGAAGAUAGAGAACUCCUACUUCCACAAGGUGACUCUGGACAACGGACUGGAGAUUCUGUGGGACAGCCAUACCCGAGUGUACGUGAAGUCUCCAGGCACGCUCCAGGCCAAGACUGCCGGUCUGUGUGGCGACUUCAACGGAAACCCAGAGGACGACUUUACCACUCCGAGUGGCUCCAAGGUCAUUAUGGCAGACACCUUCGCACAGAGCUGGAAGUACGGGGACUGUACUCCUUAAAGAUCCAAAGCAUCGACUUAACCACGUCUAAAAGACACGCCUUCGAUUCUCGACUACACGCCUCAAGAACAUGUUUACUUUUCGACUUCAACUCUACUCUACAUGUAGAUUGUAAAACGAACGCUGUUCCUGUCAAAUAAUCACAUAGCAUAGUUUAGACCAAACAUAUUAACCUUAAAUUACUGUAUAGUCUCGCAUUUAUAGAUAACACACAUAAACGCAAUUCAAAUAGUACUUGUAAGCAGUAGAAGCAAACUCCAAUGUUUUAUUUCAUGAAAAUAAAGAUUUCAUUUGUUUCUUUUUAAUCAUUCAUUAAAGGCUGACAUUUGAACA